Molecule: messenger RNA, 5647 nt
Organism: Trichomycterus rosablanca
Lineage: Eukaryota; Metazoa; Chordata; Actinopteri; Siluriformes; Trichomycteridae
Gene: jph1a
Product: junctophilin 1a
Exons: 6
Coding region: 217-2106 (629 amino acids)
Cellular component (GO): sarcoplasmic reticulum; endoplasmic reticulum membrane; junctional membrane complex
Source: RefSeq, a predicted model, not a curated record
UUAUUUUUUAUAACUCAAACUUUUAUUUCCAGCAGUAAAAUCACAUCAUUCUGCAGCACCUGAAGAAACCGACAAGAUCAAAGUGAACCGAGCGGAAACUUAAAGAAGAUCAAAGAAGAUCAAAGAUGACGUAAAAGUUCUGCUCGAAUGUUUCUGAUUGGUUUCGAUGAGCGGAAGAUCAAUUAAACCUGAUCAUUGAUCCUCUGAUUGAUCUGGAUGCCGGGCGGCCGGUUUGACUUUGAUGACGGCGGCUCGUACUGCGGCGGCUGGGAGCGCGGGACCGCGCACGGGCACGGCGUGUGCACGGGGCCGCGCGGGCAGGGCGAGUACAGCGGCGCGUGGUCGCACGGGUUCGAGAUGGUGGGCGUGUACACGUGGCCGAGCGGGAACACGUACCGUGGGUACUGGGCCCACGGCAAGAGGCACGGGCUCGGCGUGGAGCUGAAGGGACGCUGGGAGUACCGGGGGGAGUGGAGUCACGGGUUCAAGGGUCGCUACGGGGUUCGGCAGACCCGGGACUCACCCGCCAGGUACGACGGCACCUGGAAUAACGGACUGCAGGAUGGAUACGGGGUGGAGACCUACGAGGACGGGAGUACGUAUCAGGGUCAGUGGAUGGGCGGGAUGCGUCACGGUUACGGCGUGAGGCAGAGCGUCCCGUACGGCAUGGCCAUGAGCGUCCGCUCCCCCCUGCGCUCCUCGCUGUCCUCGCUCCGGAGUCUACAGAGCAACGGCGUGGUGCUGCUCCAGGACGUGACCUCUGACCCGCAGCCCCACACUCGGGGCGGCUUCGUCCUGAACGUCCACGGAGAGAAGGCCAAGGCUCAGCUCUUCCGGCGCGGCUCGCUCUUCGGGAGUCUCCGGCAGCUCCGCAAAUCCGAGUCCAAGAGCUCCAUCUCCAGCAAGCGCAGCUCGUCCCGCAACUCCGCCGUCAGCCGCAUCAGCACCAGCGACACCGAGGGCGAGGGCAGGACCGACGCCGAGGACAGGACCGACACCGAGGACAACCUGGAGGUCGAGGACAAAACGGACGCCACCGUCACCGAGUCCUACGCCGGCGAGUGGAGGAACGACAAACGGAGCGGCUUCGGCGUGAGCGAGCGCUCCGACGGAACCAAGUACGAAGGCGAGUGGCUGAACAACCGGCGGCACGGAUACGGCUGCACCGUGUUACAGGACGGAAUCCCCGAGGAGGGAAAGUACAAAAAUAACGUGCUGGUGCGAGGGAUCCGGAGGCAGCUCAUUCCCCUCAAAAACCACAAAAGCAAAGCCAAAGUGGACCGAGCCGCGGAGGGGGCCAGGAGAGCCGCCGCCGUCGCCAGGAACAAGGUGGAAAUCGCCGUUUCAAGGACGACUCACGCCAGGACGAAGGGUGAAGUUGCAGACCAGGCUGCGAUUGCUGCUGAUCAGGAAUCAGAUCUGGCGAGAACCAUAGCCACAGAGUUAGCACCGGACUACCAGCAACCAGGCCUGGAGUACAUCAAACAAAGCCUCAGCGAGCGAGUGGAGGAGGUGCAGGAAGCUGCGCCGGAGGAGGAGGAGAAAAAAGAAGCGGUACAGGAGGAGAACGAAGGCGCUCCCACACCCCCGCCGGCAAAGAAAAACCCUCAAACCGGUAGCGGCGCGGCACGAAAGCUCAGCGUGACGCGUGAGAUCAGCCGAGACCACGCGGCCCCGCCCCGCAGGAUCAGCCGAGUCGAACCAGCCGCCGUCGUGCCCGAGGUCGGCAAAGCUCAAGACGCAGCGCCCCCGAAGCCCCCCAAAAUAAACGGCCAGCUCCACACGGCCUACCACAGCUACUACGUCAAAACCAUCAAGACCAUCCCGCCGCCCGAGGAGCCCGAGGACAAGGAACCCGAAAUGACUCAGUCCAGCCUGGCUCGGAUGCCCCCGCCCCCACCCAAAUCGUUCAGCACGCCCACGCCCAAACCCGAGUCCAGACCCAGGAGCAUUAAGGCCAAGAGUCUCGCCGACACCAAGAAGGUCAGCGUGGAGGUUCUGGAGGAGGUCAAACAGGAGGAAGUGGCUCAGAAUUCUAUUGUGGUUGUCAUGGUGAUGCUUCUGAAUAUUGGACUGGCGAUUAUCUUUGUUCACUUCUUGACCUGAUGGAGCGACGCUUCAGCGCUGGAAGUCCCAGAGUGCCAGGCUGGUUCCUGGCCGUGGGAUCGACAGGAGGAUUGUGGGAAACGCAGCACGUGUCGGGAGGACGGCGUGUAGACCCGUGGCUGCUUUAUCGGUGUUUGAUUAAGACCGGACGACGGAUGAGAGAAGCAGGGAGGCCGACGGGGCGCUGAUCUGACCCCAUCUGAUCCGAGCGCUCGGUGUUGGAACGCCGGUGCACUUUAGCAUGACGAGCACCGACAGCUGCGGCGCGCUCCGCUCCCCUGACGUGUUCAGUACAGAGAUUUAUCUUCAGCUCAGAGGAAUGUGUUCAGCACGCGCUCCACACUCGACCCAACACACCUACCGUCACGAGCACGGCCUCGUCCCACGCUGCUGCUGCGGCCAGGCUCACGUCCGUACCACGUUUUUAUACCGUAAUGUUAUCCGAUAACGAAAAUACCGACGUUCUUCAUGCUGCAUUUUUCCUACAGACUUAAAAAUUCAGCUGCAGCUUCAUUCAGGUUCCUUCACCAGGCCUCCAUCACACGUCAUCAUUAUAUAAAACAUUUAGAGUUCAGAGUUUCUUUGGUUCUGUGCAGCACGUGGCACAAAAUUAAAGAAAAAAAGCUUCGUUCUGACGUUAAACAGUUCCAUACAGUAUUUGGUCGAAAGUAUGUGGACGCCCUUUUAGAUUUAGAGUUCAGGUGUUCCAUCCACGCCCACAGCUCACACUGAGGUGCAUUAAAUAAAUAUAUAAAAUACAGUUCAGGCCGCUCAGGUGGUGCAGCGGUAAAAACACAUGCUGGAACCAGAGCUGGGAUCUCAAAUACAUCAUAUCAAGUCUCGGCUCUGCCUGCCGGCUAAGGCUGAGCGGCCACGUGAACAACGAUUGGCCUGUUGUUCAGAUAUGGGCGGGACUAAGCCGGAUGGGGUCUCUCUCUCUCAUAACUGAUGCAAUUACGACCUCUGCUGGCUGAUUGAUGGCGCCUGCACAGAGACGGGAAAAGAGUGAGGAUCAGGGUGUGUCUCUCUGUACACAGUGCUGAGCUGCACUGCACUCGUCAAAGUGUGGUUGACAAAAUGCAUACGUCUGCUGCCCACGUGUCAAAGGGGGCUUCGUUCUCCUCAAUCAGAGUGGGGAUCGGCAUUGGUGGAGAGGACGCGCGACGCAAUCGGGUAAUUGGACGCGUUAAAAGGGAGAAGAAGGGAGAAAAUGCAUAAGCAAAAUAUAUAUAAAAAAUACAUUUUAGAUUUAACUUUACAGCAACAGUUUAAGGAAGGCUCUUUCCUGUUCCAGCAUGAUGAGCUCUGUAAGCGAGCUCUGUAUAGACGUGGAUCGAUGUGUUUGGUUUGGAGGAACUCCAGAGUUUUGGCUUCAACCCUACUGAACACUUUCGGGACUCGGUGUUGCACAGUUGACCGUGUAAAGGUGACACCAUUAUGGGCACAAAUUCCAACCUUGUGCACAGGUGACCACAUACUUUUAGCUCCUACGAUGCUUCUGAACGUGUUAUGAAGGCCUGGUGUAGAAACCUUUGGAAUAAGCUGUCGGCAGCGUAUCGCGAUGUAUCGCCCGGCUGAUUAUCGGGGCGUACGAGUUUUCAUGUCGUGUUGCAUGGUGGCUUUUAUUAUUUAUGUUUAUUUUCCUCUGUUGUAGAAUCACAACUCAGUUCUUCGUUCUGCUUCUUCUGCAGCGAUAAUCAAGUAGAGAAUGUUGUGUUUUCUUAGAUGUGCAAUAGAAUUCACUUUAAAAUCUAAAUUAUUUAUAAAUACGACUUGCUGUAAAUCCGAACCCGUGAGCGGCGUCACGUGGACGAGCAGUUUACUGAAACGCUGAGGAUGCAGAAACGUGUAAGGUGUUUGUAUUUGUGGAUUGAUGGCUGCUGUGCAUGUGCUUUUCUUCUAUUUAUGCGAAUGAGCAGACAUGAGCCGAUAAUCACUUUAUGAUGUAGAAUUAAAUUGUAGUAACUUUUUAAUCUUUGGUAAUGGGGGGCAGAUUUUGGAGGGAGAAAACGACCAAUCAUUGAUCAGUUUAAUACUAAGAAGGCUUUAGGAUUGACGUAACGAUGCACGUGUUAAUAUACGGCAUGAAUGGUCGCAUCUGAGGGAGUCUGAGCCUGCACAAGUGGUGGAUUUUCCACCUGAGUAUAGUGUGUUCCUCCAUGUGUAAUGACUCUUUGUAGGAAAGAAAAGAAGAACCUGAUGGUUUUAUGUGUUGGGGUGGGUGCUAGUGAGCAGUUCUCUCUGGCCAGCGUGGAAUGCAGUGUGUGUGUGUGUGUGUGUGUGUGGUUACUUCCAGAACACCAACACAUCCGCAUGUACAGGGCAGCAUGUCAGAUCUGAGAAUAACUGCAAUGCUGGUGCUAAUGCGCCGGUGCUUUAUUUCUAAUUCAUGUGAUUAAAUAAAUGGUGGCAUUAUUUAAAAAAAGGAAAAAUUUGGAUGCAAUUAGGAAUAAAUAAAUGAUUAAUAAUUAUUUAUUAGUUAGUUCUCAGUGCAUCAUAAAUCUGAUUAUCGACUCGCGCCUGCUUUACAAAACAGACUAAGAUGAUUGUUAUUUAAGAGGAUUUAUGUAUAAAAGUCUGAACUUUGUUUGCAUGUGGGAGGAAACAGAAUAUAAAUAAUAAUUCUGUAGGUUUGAUGUAGAAUUAUUUCAGGUCUGUGCUGCAUUAAACGAGGAGGUUUUUUGUUUACGUGCUCGGGUGGAGCAGCAGUUACACCCCGAAAAAAAACUAAAAAAAAAAAGAGUAAAAGGUUUCGUCUUAAUUUAUCUCGUUCGUUCGGGAACAGAGUGGUGAUGGGAUUAGAUUUAUUCAUUAUUAUUAUUAUUAUUAUUAAUAUUAUUAUUCAUUAUUAAAAGCCUGGAGGGAUAUUUAUUCUAGAGUUUGUAGUAAAAUCUGGAUUGCUUUAAGAAUUGCUUUUGGUAUUUUUGUCUCAGUUGCUUUUGGCUUUUAUUGACAUUUCUUAAAGGUGCUCUGUUGGUUGCACUUCUGUAUUCAAACUAAGAGCUGAAAUGAAGUUACAAUUUUACUAAAAAUAAUAUUUUUUAGCAUCCUGAACAAAAUGAUUGGAUCUGUUAGACUAUAUAAGUAUAUAAGUAUAUAAAUAUAUAAAUAUCAUUUGUAUUAUUUGAGUUGAUUUUGUGGAUGAUUUAGGCAGCGUAUACCAUUUUUCAUGUCUUGUAAUCUGAUCAUGUUUACUGAUAAAAACGUAAUUAUUUUUGUACAAAAAAAACAACUCUUGCACAAAGAAAUCAUUUCUACACAAUAGAACACAGUUGUUGGUAUUUUUCUACACGUUUGCAGGAUUAUUUUGGAUGAAAGGUUUCGUAUUCAGGAGCUUCACUCACAUUUCUGCACAAAAAGAAAGAAAAAAGCUGAAACUUGAAGAAUGAUCUUUUAUUUCAGAUAUUUAAUCAGAAGAAAAGAGGAGCGAUGUUUAAUUUAGGAGAUUUAAGAGUUUGAAGCAUGUUGAAGCCCCAGUGACGUUUGUACUCUGGAGAUUGUGAGAAAUGAUCUGUGUAUAACAAUAAAACGUUAUACAUCA